Molecule: messenger RNA, 2328 nt
Organism: Colletotrichum paranaense
Lineage: Eukaryota; Fungi; Ascomycota; Sordariomycetes; Glomerellales; Glomerellaceae
Exons: 6
Coding region: 1-2328 (775 amino acids)
Source: RefSeq, a predicted model, not a curated record
AUGGAGACACGGAGCCAGAGGAACAAGGGAUCAACUUGGAACCGACACAUGCGAGGCAAAGAAAGCCUAUGGUACUUUGGAACUGAAAAUUUUCGCGCCAUUUCAUUUGUCGCCCGGGAUUAUUUCGGCCCACAGGUCAAGCUUGACGAAAGCAUCGUCUUCGUGUCUAUCAAGACAGUGCUCAGCUUAGGUUCUCCCAUUUCACACAAACAGAACUGGCAAAAUACGGAUAAUGGAGCAAAUUAUCAGAAGGAGCAAGUUUUUGCAUGGGCUGAUGAAGAGCUCCUCAAUGAGGCUCCCACGGACUGGAGACUGCCAGACGAGAAGAAGGCAACAGGGAUUCAAUUAAGUGUCAGGCUGAGUAAUGGAAACGCAAUCGAACUACCGAUCUUGGUCAAGACCUAUCCCAAAACACCUAACAACUGGACUAAAUACGUUCGCCGAGUCCUGUCCUUGGGCAGCGGAAAUUCCUUCAAGCCGACACGUCAAUGUGACAUGCCUCUAGAGAGGCCGCUACUCGUAAAGCCGUUAGAAAAGCGUCUGAACCUGAUACAUCAACGAUCCUACCAGACCCUCAACAAUUUUUUCCGAGGUUUGAUAAAAACUGCAAAUACAGUCAACGAACAGAGUAGAAUGACGACUGGAAAUCGCAACAGGGACUAUGGGAAGUGGAAGUUGAUGCUUUAUGACGACUCGCCUCCGCACCUUGCGCAUCAAUAUAUGAAAAUGUCGGAGGCAGAUCCGUUCGAACUUUAUUCCACUUGGAUACACGAAGAUGACUGGCACUCUUAUAUGACGAUGCUGGCGGAAACAGAAACAAAUCCCAUCCGAAGGUUCAUAUCCCUCAAUAAUGCGGGUGUUUACAAGACCUUGGAUGAUCUGUUAAUCAAGGUGGGUUCGCGGGACCUCGAGAUCCAGGCUGGCUUGUCUCGUGAGGAGCGAAAGGAGUAUGGGCUCGAUCCCAAUCAGGCGGAAUUCGACAAAGCCUCCGUAGAAGAGUUAGGCCCAAGGAAGGUAUCCGAGGUCAUCAGAAAAAGACGACUCCAAGGCAUCAAGUCCUACAACAAGACUUACAGAUUCGAAAACGGGCAGGCUAUCAUCGAGGCCGACUUGUCAGUCGCCAAGAUGGAUGCCGCUUGUGGCAUGCGCCCCUCUCAGCCUACUCAGGCCGCAGUGAUGGGAGGGUUUUCAGCAAGCAAUAUAGCGCAAGGCUUGGGGUGGGAAAAAAGCCGGCUUGCUUCUGGUUUCUAUUCCAGCGAGGUCAUGGCUACAUCUAUGUGCAUUCUCCUUUGGCGGGUUCAUGCCAGCUGGUGCAAAAUCUGGGUUCUCAACCAGCCAGAACUUGGAGAAUUUGAUAUUUGGAACUUCCGAGACCAACUCCCUCAUGACAAGGUACUCUCAUAUUGUCAACCCCGCACUACGCACAUGGGGUUGUCUGUGGCGAAUGCCUUGACUGAUCCAUUUGCAAUGUACAGAUACGAAAUGGCCUGGCAAAACUUGUGCCGCGAAGAGCAGAAGAUCGAGAAUGAAGAAGCCAAAAGACAAGGAAGGAAGCCACGUUCCCUGAAGGGACAAGUGAGCAUCCACUGCAACAACUUCUCCAAGCCCAUCCGGUACGAUUGCUAUGGUUUGGACAAUAAGUACAAGUUCGAAGAUUUUACCAUUCCACGAGAAUUUGUCAAAAAAGCGGUACAAAUGGCAAUGGAUAAUCAGGGAAGCGAGAACCCGCAACUAAUGUGCGCGGGAUACGCUGCGAACAAUGCCACAACGAGACUUGUUCAAGAUACCCGAGAGCGUGAAGAUGCCGCUUCCAUUGAAGAGAUGCUGGCGCUUGCGCACGAUUUUCCAUUCGUUGUCUACUCUAUGGAGUACAAAAUCCAAAUUGGGUUCCCGUCGAACAUCCUGCAAGAGGAUAGAACCACGGCCAGCUUCACCUUUUAUCCCUUUCAAAGAUCACUCUACCAUCAAGCCGAGGCGAUUCUGGACGUCCUUUUGUGGGAAAAGCUGAAAGAGAAUCCCAGUAGCUUGCUGAACGUAGACUUUAGCGAGGAAGAUGCUGUACCGAGUGGCGAGGACUCGGGGUCAAUUGUGGAGAAUGCGAUGGCAAGAAUAAUCGAGGAGGAUCUGGAAGAACCGUGCCUACAAAAAUCCAGACUUGAGGCUAUCAAAGACAAACGCCGCAGGAGCAGGAAGGAGAACCUCUAUUCUGAUACUAAAAAACAUCUCUUCAAGAUUUUAAAAAACCAGGAUCCGUCACAGCAGUUGGGGGGCCCUUCCCACAUUGGAAACAGGAACAGCGGCUUGGUCAAAGAGCGAGCUUUUCCUUAG